AUGAUGCCAAUGCUGCUGGUCGGCAGGCUACGCUUAGAACAACAAAGCGUUAAAGGACGAGGUGGCAAGCAUGAGAAUCAUAUCCUUAACCCAGCCUACUUGUUCAAUGAAGGUUGCUCUGGUCCUUUUCAUCAGUUAUGGGGUGGUAUUAUUCACUCCCUUCAGACUCAAGUGGAAAUAAAAAGGAGACAUCAUUUAUGAACAUACAAAGACUAUUUUACUGGUUCUGUUGCUGUUGAUGUAGUAUUAAGUCAUCUUAUGCAAAAUACAUGCCUAAGUAGCGAUGACACCUCUCUCAAAGGAGUUUGUCUUUGCCAUGUUCUAAUGAACAAAGUAUUUGAACUAGUAGGAAUGAAGCUAUUGAAAAAUGAAAAGGAAUUAGAAUUUGAAGAUUCAAACAGUAGUCUCUACAGUUUUCUAGACAAUAAAUCAUCUUAUAUUUUUUGCAAAAGAGAAAAGGAUUCUGGGAAUGGGUUAACUGAUGAAAUAAAAGCAAAGGAAUCUUUAAGACCAGGAGAUGAAAUGAUUUCAAAUCCUCUAGCACAAGAGAUUGGUGAGGAAAGAAUAGAGGAACCUAUUCAUACAAUGAGUGGGAAUAUGGCUUUACCUCCAAAUAUCAUAGUUGAUAAACCUGUUCUCUCACUUUCAAAAAAAGGCAUUUCCUUCUACAUCUACAUUAUAUCACACAAGACAGAUGUUUGGAAACAACAGACAUUUCUAUAUAUUUUUUGACCCAUUCACCUUCCAUUCUUGGAAAAUAUUUUGAAGCCUCCUGUUAAAACACAAAAUCUUCAAUUAAGUGAAGAGGAGGAUCUUAUUCUCUCAAACACUUGUCUAGACAAAGAGGUUAUUCUAAGCUUAUGUUUACCUGAAAUUGACAACUGGUUUAUUAAUGCAGCAAUUAAAUGUUUGCUAUUUCCCUGACCAGUUAUAGUUACAGUUAUUCAGCAGUUAGUACAAAAGGAAAAGACAUUGAGUAUACAGAAGAAGAUACUCUUUGAUGUUGUAGUAAAAUACUAUAAUCAAGAGAGAGAUUGCCUAUUAACUGAUGAGUAUUCUGAUAUUCAGUUAGGAAUUAUUGAACUUUUAGGGCUACUUACCUUUAUGCCUAUUGUAUCAGAACCUAAUACCCUCAAGUUACAGAAACAGUAUGAUAACAAAACAGUGGUCCUGAAAACUCUUGUCAAAGCAGUUUUGCAAACGAGAUCAUUAUUAGAAGUAUGGGCAGAACAACUAGUCUGGUUUUUACUGAAGUAUCACUCUGAGAUAUUCAAGAAUCCAGUUACUUUAUUGGAUCUGGGUAAGAAACUUAAGAAGCUUCUACAUGGAGAAGAUCCAGAUGCCAUAUCAGGUUUCACAUUUUGCCAACACUUGACAAAGAGUUUGGAGAAAAAAGGAAGGACAGUAAGGACAGUUCAGUAUCUUCACCAAUUGGCUCUUCAGAUUAAUAGUAACCUCAGCAUCUCUUUGAAACAAGCAAAAAAAAAAAAAAAAAAAAGAAAGAAAUUAAUUAAGGAAUUUCAAAAAUACCCUCCAGAAGCUUUCAAAAACACACUCCAGAAGCUUAACAUUUCUGGGGCAAGAAACUACAGUUUGUAAAUACAAACAACUCUCUGGUGGUUGUCUCAAACUACUA
Molecule: messenger RNA, 1636 nt
Organism: Mirounga angustirostris (Northern elephant seal)
Lineage: Eukaryota; Metazoa; Chordata; Mammalia; Carnivora; Phocidae
Gene: DEPDC4
Product: DEP domain containing 4
Biological process (GO): intracellular signal transduction
Source: RefSeq, a predicted model, not a curated record